Molecule: messenger RNA, 978 nt
Organism: Camponotus floridanus (Florida carpenter ant)
Lineage: Eukaryota; Metazoa; Arthropoda; Insecta; Hymenoptera; Formicidae
Gene: mRpL53
Exons: 3
Coding region: 87-557 (156 amino acids)
Cellular component (GO): mitochondrial large ribosomal subunit
Source: RefSeq, a predicted model, not a curated record
UGGCAACACUGACACGACAAGUUCGGACAGUGCGACAUCGCGACGAGUUCGUCGCGCACGAUUGUGUUUGCACAUAAUUAUUGAAAAUGUCGAUCCCUUACAGCGGGACCAAAAGGCGAUCCAUCGGUGUGAUGGCCGCGAUCAUAAAGCAUCUAAAAAUCAUUAAUUUAACGCCGGUUAAAAGGAUCGACUUCCGUUUCGACCCGUUCCACGAGCGAGUCAAGCCGAUAAGAGAUUUUCAAUUUUUCAUUAGCGCGCCGAGAAUUUGUGCGACAAACCCGUAUUGUUUGAUGAAAACAGAAGUCGUAUGCGAUCGUUCUGAACCAACCGUUACAUUCAGUCUUCAAUCAGGUGAUAAGGUGAUAUUAAAAACAGGUCUUUUAACGUGCUUGAACAUUUUGGAGCUUUACAACAAGCAUAUUGCCAGCUUAAUUCCGCCUGACCCAGCUGUGCUUGAAGCUCAAAAAGAGCUCCAAGAAAAGAAGAAAAAGAAAAAGAAAUCGCAUCAUAAACACAAAGAAGGAAAAAAGAAGAGACCAGUAAAAUUACUGGGUUAAUUUAAUUGGCGACUUAUUAGAUUACUUACGAUUACUCGACUGGUAAUAAAUUAAAUAUCACUGAUUUUUUUUUGUGGCCAAGUUUUCAUUAAAGUUUAUUUAAAUAUACGAAUAUUUAAAUUAUAGUUCUUCGACAAAUAUCAUCGAAAUCGCUUUAUACUAUUUUCUGACGUUUUAUAAAUAAUUUAAGUGAAAGAUUAUUAACUGGAAAAAGUUAAUCAUCUACUGCGUAAUAUUUGAUUUAAAUUAAUCUUCAAAUCUGCUUAAAAUUUUGUAAAGUAAUGUCCAAAUAAACAUUACAACAAUUAUUUAUAUUCUUGCAGGGUUUUUCAUUUUCUAGAAAUCGAAAAACGUUCAAUCUACAUUAACUUUAUAGUUUUGAUACUCAUUUUAUUACGAUAAAGCCAAUCGUACAAAAAAA